Juglans microcarpa x Juglans regia is the source of this 1798-nucleotide messenger RNA. RefSeq names its product cinnamyl alcohol dehydrogenase 1-like. Gene Ontology annotation, molecular function: cinnamyl-alcohol dehydrogenase activity; zinc ion binding. Bases 529 to 1599 code for a protein of 356 amino acids. NCBI's taxonomy places the organism in Eukaryota, Viridiplantae, Streptophyta, Magnoliopsida, Fagales, Juglandaceae. The record is from RefSeq and is a predicted model, not a curated record. Gene Ontology annotation, biological process: lignin biosynthetic process. The transcript has 6 exons.
GUUUUGCAAUGCAUGGCCACGUACGGCACAACCCUAGCUGGCUUCUAAUUGGGAUGGCAAAUUCACCCGCGCGUCCGUCUACCACUAGUGCGUGAGUUGCAUGCGUUGUUAUUGUUGUAUGUCUUAGGUUUGUGUCCCACCAAACUUUCAAUUAUCUGUCUUAUUUUUAAUGAUUUGUUAAUAUUUUUCCUAAGAAAAACAUAAAUUCGUAAGAAAUGGAUCCUGAAAAUUUCAUUGAAAGAGCUAAUAUAUAAUAAUCAAUUAUAUAAUGCCCCUUCACUGGCUGGUAGUCCCAAUGAUAGCUUAACCUAUUUUAUGGACUACAACAACUGCUGUUAGAAUUUUGUUUGAGACGUCCAACCCUCUUGAAAGAUGCGUUGCUCGCUUUGACGGAGAUCACGGAGUUGUAGUGCGGUAGAGGAUCGAUCAUCGAAGUAGUGGAUCCCAUUCACCUACGACAUCAUCCGUCAGGUUCCCCCUACUCUCUCUCUCUCUCUCUCUAUCUCUCUCUCGUGUUGUCCUAGGAAAAUGGCCCUUGAACCAGAGAGAACAACAACAGGAUGGGCAGCCAGAGACGCUUCUGGGAUUCUCUCACCUUAUACUUACAGUCUAAGAAACACAGGCCCAGAAGAUGUUUACGUCAAAGUACUCUGCUGCGGAGUUUGCCACACUGAUAUUCAUCAGAUCAAGAAUGAUCUUGGCAUGUCCAACUAUCCCAUGGUUCCUGGGCACGAAGUGGUUGGUGAGGUGGUGGAGGUGGGAUCAGCUGUGACCAAGUUCAAAGUAGGAGACACCGUGGGAGUCGGAGCGAUCGUUGGAUGCUGCAGAAACUGCCGCCCAUGCAAAGCGGAUAUUGAGCAAUACUGCAACAAGAAAAUUUGGUCCUACAACGAUGUUUACACUGAUGGCAAACCCACCCAAGGUGGCUUUGCUGGCGCCAUGGUGGUCGACCAAAAAUUUGUGGUCAAGAUACCGGAGGGGAUGGCCCCAGAACAGGCAGCGCCGCUAUUGUGUGCAGGGGUGACAGUAUACAGUCCGCUGAGUCACUUCGGGUUGACCCAGAGGGGAUUGAGGGGAGGGAUAUUGGGGAUUGGAGGAGUAGGACACAUGGGGGUGAAGAUAGCUAAGGCCAUGGGGCACCAUGUGACUGUAAUAAGCUCUUCAGAGAAGAAGAGAGAAGAGGCUAUGGAGCAUCUUGGGGCUGACGAGUACGUGGUCAGCUCGGACUCGACUCGGAUGCAGGAAGCGGCUGACUCACUGGAUUAUAUCAUUGAUACUGUGCCUGUGUUUCACCCUCUCGAGCCUUACCUUUCUUUGUUGAAGAUGGAUGGCAAGCUAAUCUUGAUGGGUGUUAUAAAUACUCCUCUGCAGUUUCUCACCCCCGUCGUUAUGCUUGGGAGGAAGUCGAUUACAGGGAGCUUCAUAGGGAGCAUGAAGGAAACGGAGGAGAUGCUUGAGUUCUGCAAAGAGAAGGGCCUAAGUUCCAUGAUUGAAGUGGUGAAGAUGGAUUACGUUAACAAAGCUCUUGAAAGGUUGGAGAAGAAUGACGUUCGAUACAGAUUCGUUGUGGAUGUUGCCGGAAGCAAACUCGAUCCGUGAAAAACCAGGGCACUCAUGAAAGGCCUAAUCCUAUAUUCCUAUACUGUACUUUAAGAUACAUGCAGCUAAAUGUCACUAUUCGCUCCGAGUAGUGUUCAAUGUUUUUCUCAAAUGAUAACAAUCUGAGGUGGUGUUUAAUUUCUUAAAGAUAUUGAUGUUUUGUGUUCCGAAUCUUAUUCAGCAAUUGUAAACGUGUUGC